Molecule: messenger RNA, 579 nt
Organism: Cyclocybe aegerita
Lineage: Eukaryota; Fungi; Basidiomycota; Agaricomycetes; Agaricales; Hemipholiotaceae
Source: the annotation of a GenBank genome assembly
AUGUUCGGUGUUAUUCCUACCAAUGUUUCGACCGGUGGUGAAAUCAUUGAAUGGGGAGGGAACGUGACCGACUCGGCCAUGAUCAUGUUCUUCAUCCUAGCGUGCCUUACAGCACUCGUCAACACCACGCUCGCAAUGCUGGUUUCCCUACGGCUAUACCUGCAUCAGAAGCACACGCGCAAGAUCCUUGGGAGCGAGUACGGUUCACCUUACUCGAGGAUAAUCACGAUUUGCAUUGAAGCCUGCGCGCUGAUCGUGAUCUGCGAGUGCUUGUUCAUCGUUCUGUUUUUCGUGCCCGGGAGGUCGUCCACUAUUCCAGAGCAGCUGAUGGUUCACGUUUCGGUUAUAUCUCCCUUGCUGAUCAUUUCGCGCACUGCGCGAGGCAAGGACGCCAUCAGCACCCUCCGACGCGAGCAGACCCUCCGAGAAGGCGCCCAAGAGAGACAAUUAAGGUUAGAGACCUUGCGCUUCAGCUCUUCGGAGGGGUCACUGGUGGAUCAAGUAACCAACGGUGUGGAGGUUGGCCGACAGGAUGUCUGCAUUUCGGUCAGCGGAGCUCCUGAUCGAGAGGAGUGCUAG